Rotaria socialis is the source of this 333-nucleotide messenger RNA. NCBI's taxonomy places the organism in Eukaryota, Metazoa, Rotifera, Eurotatoria, Philodinida, Philodinidae. The record is from the annotation of a GenBank genome assembly.
AUGACGUCGAGUUCAGUCUAUGCUGAUCUUGUUGAUCGACCACUAUUUGGUGAAACAAGAUCUCUAGAUCGAAUUUCAUUUAUCAUCAUUACUGCUCUUACAACUAUCUUUGUUCUGGCAACAUUUGUUGGCAUGUUUCUAUUUAAACACAUCAGCGGUACACAUAUUUUUUUAAAUAUCUGUCUUAUUCUUCUGCUUUGCUCGCAUUUAUGCUUAGCAUUUUGGUAUCGUUCAGGCGAAUUAGAACCACGUUUUCGCAAUAUGUUAUUUUUCAAUACAGCUGUCAUUGUUCUAUUAUGCAUUAGUGCGAAUCUUAUAAUAAGUGGAAGAUAA